Messenger RNA from Colletotrichum lupini, 192 nucleotides. RefSeq lists its product as uncharacterized. NCBI's taxonomy places the organism in Eukaryota, Fungi, Ascomycota, Sordariomycetes, Glomerellales, Glomerellaceae. The coding region runs from base 1 to 192 and encodes 63 amino acids. The record is from RefSeq and is a predicted model, not a curated record. The transcript is spliced from 2 exons.
AUGGCCUACAAACGGCCCAAAAAUGACGUCAAAUUGCCUCGGCACACCUCCCUAGUGAAAGUCGCCGCCUCACUAGCCACCCGCAGCUGCCAUUUACUCGUUUCUGGUGGUGUCAUAUUCAUCAUGACAUCCCAUCUCGAUGCCCUCCUUCCCUGCCUUGAAAUUUCACACCAAGCCUGCCGCCUCGGCUGA